Molecule: messenger RNA, 984 nt
Organism: Leptosia nina
Lineage: Eukaryota; Metazoa; Arthropoda; Insecta; Lepidoptera; Pieridae
Source: the annotation of a GenBank genome assembly
AUGAAAACGAUCGCGGUUUUCGUUUUGUUUACAGCGGUGUUCGCUUUACACGCAUUUCCUGAAUCUCGCGCAUUUAAACACGUUAAUGAUGCCAAAUUAUGGAUGAAUGACGAAGACCAAGAACCAGUCUUCGUUGAUGUUUCAAGUCCAGUCGAUAGUAAUACACUGAACGCAAAAAAUGGAGCGAAUAAUGCUUAUUGGUUAUUUACUAGGAGAAACCGUGAUAACCCACAACUGUUGGUUCACGGCGAUGCCAACUCGAUAUCAAACUCCUUUUACAAUCCCAAUCUGCCGCUGAAGGUACUCGUGCAUGGCUGGACGGGAGGACUUCACUCGCGAAUGGUACCAAAAAUCAAAGGAGCAUUCCUCGAUGUAGCCGAUGUUAACGUAAUUUUGGUCGAUUGGAAUGCUUUAGCGGGAGAAAAUUAUAUCACUGCUUCGUUUGGGGUACCGAGCGUCGGACAAUACUUAGGACGAUUUCUGACGUGGCUGAUCAAUACUAGAGGUGGUAACUGGAAUACGAUGCAUUUGGUUGGAUACAGUUUGGGGGCGCAUGUUGUCGGUUUCGCUGGUAGGCAGGAAGGUGGCAGAGCACGAAGGGUCACUGGUCUCGACCCGGCUGGAAUUAUGUGGAACGGAAAUUCUGACGCACUGAACAGAUAUGCUGGCCAAUACGUCGAAGUCAUACAUACUAACACAAAUUUAAUGGGAAUCAAAGAUGCCAACGCUCACACGGAUUUUUAUCCCAACGGCGGUGGUUUCCAACCAGGGUGUGACACGGACAAAUGUUCUCACAGCCGAGCUUGGGAUCUGUAUACGUCCAGCAUAUAUACCAAUCACUUCGUUGGUCGCCAGUGCGCGAAUUUAAAUCAGGCGUUUAACAACCAAUGCACUGGAAAUAGGCUAUCUAUGGGAAAUGGAAUUCUUAAUAAAAAUGGAAAUGGAAUCUACGGUCUAUUAACUGGAAAUUCUUGGCCUUACUAA